Panicum hallii is the source of this 608-nucleotide messenger RNA. Its product is annotated as glycine-rich cell wall structural protein 1-like. The coding region runs from base 111 to 557 and encodes 148 amino acids. The transcript has a single exon. NCBI's taxonomy places the organism in Eukaryota, Viridiplantae, Streptophyta, Magnoliopsida, Poales, Poaceae. The record is from RefSeq and is a predicted model, not a curated record.
CCACGUCGUGGUCGGCUGGUCGCCGCGUUCCUCUCAACAGACAGUUCUUCCUCUUUCCUGCGUUCCACCUCUUGCACUUACCAGUGGGCGGGUGCGGGACUGCGGGCGGCAUGGACGGACCGAGGGGUCCCGCGCCGGGGCGUGGGCGGACGGCGCCGCACGGAUGGGCCGGCGAUUCCGGGUCCAGGCAGGGCUCCGGCCCCGACGGCUCGUGGAGUUACGGCUGGAGGUGGGCCUCGGGGCCCGGGGGUGGCUGGGGCUACGGCCACGGCUCCGCGCAGGGCCCCCGCGGCGCUGCAGACGGCGCCGCGUACGGCGGGUUUGGCUACGACAGCGGCGGCGGUGGAGGAGGAAGCGGGCGUGGGGGGUUCGGGUUCAGCUUCAGCGGCCCCGGCGGCGCGGGCGGCCACGCUGGCGGCUUCAGCUGGGGAACCGGCGGCGGGGCGUCUGGGACUGGAGGUGAUCACGCGGCUCACGGCGGCUGGAGCGCGCGCGGUGGGUUCGGCGGUGGCGGAAGGCAGCGGACACCGCGAGGACGCUGUCGUGGCAGCAACUGAAGAAGGCCAAUCAGCAUCUGGUGGUGGUGCUGUGCGUUGUGCAACUGCUAA